Cucumis melo (muskmelon) is the source of this 3302-nucleotide messenger RNA. RefSeq names its product serine/threonine-protein kinase ATM. NCBI's taxonomy places the organism in Eukaryota, Viridiplantae, Streptophyta, Magnoliopsida, Cucurbitales, Cucurbitaceae. The transcript has 2 exons. The record is from RefSeq and is a predicted model, not a curated record. The coding region runs from base 647 to 3067 and encodes 806 amino acids.
AAAAGACGAAAGAAAACAAAAAAAGGAAAAAAAAGAAAAAAGAAAAAAAGAAACCCUAGGGGGGUUUCAUCUUCUUCUUCUUUCUCCACCUUGUACUGCCAACCACCUCCUCCCCUCUUCUCUCCAGCGACGGCUGGCAACCCUCCGGCUCCGACGACUUCGCGCACUCCCCACCGAGUUCAGACUCACGCCCUCUUUUCGAGUUUCGUCUCUAACGACCUCGAUCACCUCAGACCACGGGUGCGAACUUCAAGCUUUGAUGACCCAUCUUUGCGCGACCUCACCAACGAGCAGCAGCGAAGACCGCAGACCCCGGCGACUUGUCGCUACGCACCGAACGCAUACGUUCAGCAUAUUUUCGAUGGUAGCAAACUGGGUUUCACGACCCGCUCUGUGAAGGCGUUAUUUUUAUCGGUGACGAUAUAGUUAAGCGGUGGAGCUAGCCUUCGACGUGAACACCCAUUUUGCAGUGUUCCUCACCUCUUCUGCGAGCUUCGACUUUGACCCACACUCGGUUUGGCAUCGAAUUGGGUUACUUUCGAAUCGUUUUGUCCACAACCCAUAGGGUUCAGAUCUACAAGUUCGGACGUUUUUGAAAACUGACCAGCAGAGCUCAGAGCUCUUUUUGACUGUUACACUAGUGAAAAUGGGUUCUCCGAUCGAGGAAGAGGCGAGCAAUCCGUUAACAGAUGAAAUUAAGGAUUCUGGUGUCGAAAACUUUGACGAUGGGAGCAAAGAGAUGUUUGAAAAGAGGUCUGAGACUCGAGAGCGGAAGAAGAGCAAGUACUUGUCUUUUCCGUAUAUAAACUGGGGACGGAAAGUUAUGCCAGCUGAAACAGAAGAUAUUAAGUUUCUUAAAAUUUCUGGUGAAGGCGAGGAUGAAAAUGCAAUUGAGGGCCAGAAUGAAACCCCAUCGCUAUCUAAAUGCAGUGGCAGGUUCUGGAAGAAGUGGUACAGGAAUAUCACCAGUGGUAAUGAUAUUCCAGAUAAUCAAGACUUGAUGAGUGCAUCGCCAGCAGAGUUUCUCUCUGAGCUUCACUUUACUGCAGUAAAUUGUCUUUAUCCAAAUGAAAACAACAACUUUGAUGCAGUUGCUCAGUUCUUCUCCAGAUUUAGAAUUUUGAUGUUUCAUGAUGAAUCUGUCAAUGGUGGUCAAAAUGAGGCAAUGGCUGCGGAUUUAUUUUUUCUUGGGGGAAAGGUGUCAGAGGUUAAGCAUCCUUCUUCGGCUGUUAAAUCUGGGAUCAAGAAAAGAAAAAGUCAGGCAAGUUCUAUUAUGAAAAUGGACGAUACGAAAUCUAAACACGUCUCUGGUGAUGUGGAUUUGACUGGAAAUGCUGAAACAAGUCCUGCAGGAGAUGCCGACAACAAAAGCCCUCCGUCUUCCAAUGUUAAAUCAAACAAAGAUAAAGAAAGCUUGUGUAGAGAAUUCGUUGAUAAUGAAGACUUGAUGAGUGGAUCGCUAGCUGAGUUUCUUUCUGAGCUUCAUUUUACUGCUGUAGAUUGUCUUUAUCCAAAUGAAAACAACAACUUUGGUACAGUUGCUCAGUUUUUCUCCUUAUUUAGAAUUUUAAUGUUAUUGGGGGAAAAGGUGUCAGAGGAUAAGCCGCAGCACGCUUCUUCGGCUGCUAAAUCCAGGAUCAAGAAAAGAAAAAGUCACGCAAGUUCUAUUAAGAAAAUGGAAGAGAUGAAACCAGUGUCUGGUGAUGUGGAUUUGACUGGAGAAGUUGAAAUAAGUCCUGCAGGAGAUGCACGGAAAAAAACCCCUUUGACUUCUAAUGUUAGAUCAAAAAAAGAUAAAGAGAGCUUGGGGAGAUUGAAGACUAAGUCCCUUUCUGCCUUGUCAGAUGUGAACAUAGCCCUUUCUCCCUGUAGCUUACUCGCAAAAGAUUCACCUGAGGCUGGACCCCUCUCACCCAAUGGUUUACCAAAGCGAAGGAAGAGAAAGAACAAUGGAGCACAUCCUCAGAGUAAACCAACAACUGAGAUACCAGAUUUAAAUGGAAGUGGUACCGUAGCUGGCUUGUUGGUUGAAGAUCAGCAGGCUGUGAGCCAUGUUGCUUCCCAGCAAAAGCAUGAGCCAAAAAAGAGAAGGAAACGUGGAGUUUCUAAGGAGCAUUCAAAGGCGUCUACUGAAUUCAUAAAUGUAAAUGUGAAUGACAGCAAUAAACCUGGUUCGUUUUUCAUUGAUCUACAGGUUACAGCUUCACAACCAUUUGCUGUAAUUCCAGAACAAAAUAAUGUCGAUUUUGCAGGAGCGCCUAACCAGUCGGUGAAAGAUCAGACCAUUGGCCAGAAUCAGAGCAAAUCUGGGGGCAAAAAGCGAAAGAGGAAGGAGAAAUCACCCUUGGCAGAUCCAAAUACUAUUUUAUCUUAUUCCAAUGGAACGGGUACUGACGCCAGUCAAGGGAAAGAUUCCCAGUUGACUAACAACCUUCCUCCGCAGCCUAAACCUAAAAGGAGGAGGAGGAGAAAAGGUCAAGCUAGUUUGAACCAUCCAAAUCCUUCUGACAGCAGAUCAUAUAUCUAUAAUAGAGUUGAAACUGAUGGUGAAGGUUUAGGAUCUCUUCUUCUCUUGACUUUCUCUUCAGAAGCUCCCUUGCCUCCGCGGGAGCAAGUUAUUACUACGUUUAGCCAGUUUGGAUCAUUGAAGGAAUCGGAGAUACAGUUGAAAGAUUCAACUGUUGAGAUAGUUUUCCUCCGAAGCGUCGACGCUAUGGAAGCCGUUCGGAGUUUAAAGAAGAACAACAUUUUUGGCCCAACUCUUUUAAAAUAUCAGCUUUAUCAUCUCUCAGCUCCCCCCAAGACAUCAGACUCGGACAGGGCUUGCACAGCACUGGCCUAUCCGGCUUCUGAGGGCACUCUGAACCCAUCAAAGUCUGCUGAAUCAGGAAAUCAAGCAGGUGAUGCACCACCUAUAGAGUUCAUAAGGAAAAAUCUUCAGAUGAUGACAUCAAUGCUUGAGAAGUCAGGAGACAAUCUCUCCCCAGACAUGAGAGCCAAAUUGGAGUGCGAUAUUGAAGGCCUCCUCAAGAAGGUGAGUUCCAUGGCAGGGCCUUCCUCAACGUAACACAGCCAUUGUGAAUUGUCUUUGAUCAGGUUUGAUCAAACCCCUCGUUAGUCUUGUCGAUGUAUUGUAGGUGUAAUUUAUGUAUUCGAGGACACAAAUAUCGUAGGUGGAGCUUCUUGUUUUUAUUACUACUUUUAGUUUUCCUCUUUUCUCUUCAGUUACAGGAUCGUGUAAGCAAUGUGGAGCCUUUUGUAUUCCAUGAGAUGAAUUUAGCAGUGACCAUCUUUAUUUAGUC